AUGACUUCAAAAAGCAAAGCAUUAAAAGGUUCUUUAACAACAAAAAACGCUGUCAACGCAUCCAUUGAUUGUACGUCACCUAAAUAUACGGAUAUAGAGAAAAGAUGGAUCAUUUAUGAAGGGUAUUUAAACUAUCGUUAUGGUCAAAUUAAAUUCUUAAAUCUGUCACAAUUUGCAGUUUAUUAUGUUGUUUUAGCAAAACUGCCAAUCGCACGUGAUAAACAAAUUAUGGUUAUGUAUUUAUAUCGAAAUCAAAAAAAAAAAUCGUCAAAUGUUUUCCAGUUAGACAAUUAUGAAAAACUGUCAGAUCAAUGUUCAAAAACAAUCAAAUCACACUGCUAUUUAUUCGAGUUAAUUGGAAAAAACCAAAGAGAUAUUGAAAUUUUCGGCACUAUUACUUCUGAUGAACGAGAUAAAUGGAUGAAAUAUGUUCGACAAGCAUUCAAUUACAAAAAUCAAAAUUCUAUUUCGAAUAAUUUUUCAAAUGUUCGACAAGAUCUAACUCUAAGUUGGAAAGAUGAUUUGCAAAAUAAAGAUUGUAUUGAGACUGAUGUUAUUUAUAAUUAUCAACCAUUUACUCAGAAACAAGAACGAGAUUCACCUCACUUAUAUACUUCAUCUACUUCUUGUUAUCGACCUGCAUCUUCUAUACAAUACGAAAAAUUUUUGCGUUCAAAUGAAAAUAACGAAAUAGAAAUAGAACAACGUCAUCGUUUUGAUAGUCUUCAGACGGAAGAUAAUAUUUAUCUUUGCGUGAAACCAACUCCCUCAGUAUUCGACGAAGAACAUGAUAAAAAAAACAAAUGUAGCAUAUCUCAACCCGAACUUCAAAGAACAACAGAACGAGGUCUUUCAACAUCAACAGCUAAUGACUCAUUCACAUGGGAUGAUAUUUUUUAUACAAAUGACCUUAAUGAUUAUGCAGAUAUCCUGAUAACAAGUUGUCAAAAUGGAGCUUUUCUUGUUCGACCACAAUCCAAGAAAACCAAUUCAAAUAAUCAUGACUAUACAUUAAGUAUUUAUACUUCUGGAAAAGUUAUUAAAUAUAAAAUCUUAAGCUUACCGAAUAAAACAUAUACUCUACAAAAUAACAAAAGUCAACCAUGUUUUGUUGAUAUUCCUCAUCUUUGUCAAUAUUACACAAACCACCGAUUACCAUGUUCGACAUCGGGAGAUGAUUGCACAAAAGGAAAUUUCAAAAAUGUUUAUCUUACAUGGCCAUACACUUAUUAUUGUCAUACGAAUAAAUAUUAA
Messenger RNA from Rotaria socialis, 1254 nucleotides. NCBI's taxonomy places the organism in Eukaryota, Metazoa, Rotifera, Eurotatoria, Philodinida, Philodinidae. The record is from the annotation of a GenBank genome assembly.